Molecule: messenger RNA, 1067 nt
Organism: Stegodyphus dumicola
Lineage: Eukaryota; Metazoa; Arthropoda; Arachnida; Araneae; Eresidae
Product: G protein-coupled receptor moody-like
Biological process (GO): G protein-coupled receptor signaling pathway
Cellular component (GO): membrane
Molecular function (GO): G protein-coupled receptor activity
Source: RefSeq, a predicted model, not a curated record
CUCUGAGUAAACAGCAUUCUAACGAGAUAUGUCUGCAUUAAGCAGUUGCUUUAGACUUCCGCUGUAAAACCGUGGCAAAACAAAGCAAUCGGACUAUCUUGCGCGGAAUUUCGGAAGGCAAUAGAAUUUCUCUCAAACGUACGUCAUUCACUUUCCGGGGAAGUAAGUAUCAAGCUGCAUUAGAGAAAUGGGUUAUUAUGGCUCUUGACAGACUGCCAAACAUUAGAAACAUUUCUCCUGCCCAUUCAGCAAGACUUGUUAUGUUAGAAGUUUUUCAAAAGUUGUUUUUUGUUUGACAGAACGAGAAAAGCUGGAAGACGUAACGUAAAAUAAUGUUUACCACCAGUACGUCAUCGGAGAGAAAAUUUGCCAACAACCAAACAAUGUGGUCUUUUAUCGUUAAUAAAAAUAGUUCCAAUGAGACUAAAGAUGAGAUCCAACAAUUCGCCACUCAUGGUAACAACACAGUUUUUGUUCAGUACCCAUCACAGCUAAUGGACUUUGCUGCUGCUUGCUUCAUUGCCUUUGCUAUCAUUGGAGUUACAGGCAACUUCAUAUCCAUCGUAGCAUUAUCGAAAUGUAAGAGAUUGCGAAAUGCAACAACAGCUUUCAUUUUAAAUCUUUGCGUGGCUGAUUUUUUAUUUUGCAGCUUUUCUAUGCCUUUGACCGCACUAACGUUUUUAGAGCGGGACUGGAACUAUGGAGACGUACUUUGCAAACUUUUUCCACUAGUGAGAUAUUCCAAUGGAGCUGUGUCUCUUUUUAGCGUAAUUGCAAUCACCGUGAACAGAUAUAUUUUAGUCGUCCAUCCUAAUCUCUACAGGGACAUGUACAAAGCCAGAAAUAUUGCCAUCAUGAUAUCGCUCAUUUGGAUUUCAGCUUUGGUAUUAUUAUUAUUUCCUCUUAUAGAAGUAUGGGGUCGGUUCGGCUUUGACCCGAAGGUUGGAACAUGCAGCAUUUUGAAGCUGAAUGGCAGAUCUCCCAAAAUGUUUCUUUAUAUUACAGCCUUUGGUCUGCCUUCCCUGGUAUUUGUAUAUGGUUAAUGCAAGAAUGAUUGGGUUGUUCUU